This is a messenger RNA of Amorphotheca resinae ATCC 22711, 582 nucleotides long. RefSeq lists its product as hypothetical. Gene Ontology annotation, biological process: translation. The annotation marks the transcript as partial. Gene Ontology annotation, cellular component: ribosome; cytosolic large ribosomal subunit. Lineage: Eukaryota; Fungi; Ascomycota; Leotiomycetes; Helotiales; Amorphothecaceae. The record is from RefSeq and is a predicted model, not a curated record. Gene Ontology annotation, molecular function: structural constituent of ribosome; RNA binding. The transcript has 3 exons.
GUCAACCUCAGAACCCAGAAGCGCCUGGCGGCCUCCGUCGUAGGCUGCGGAAAGCGCAAGAUCUGGCUUGACCCCAAUGAGGUCAGCGAAAUCUCCAACGCCAACUCCCGCCAAACCAUCCGAAAGCUCGUCGCAGAUGGCCUCAUCAUCCGCAAGCCUGUAACGAUGCACUCUCGAUCCCGUGCCCGGGAACUCACAGCUGCACGAAGAAUUGGUAGACACCGUGGUUUCGGUAAGAGAAAGGGUACGGCUGAUGCUCGUAUGCCAAGCCAAGUUGUCUGGAUGCGCCGUCUCCGUGUCCUCCGCCGUCUUUUGGUCAAGUACCGUGCCAGCGGCAAGAUCGACAAGCACCUUUACCACGAACUCUACCACCUGAGCAAGGGUAACACCUUCAAGCACAAGCGAGCAUUGGUUGAGCACAUCCACAAAGCCAAGGCUGAAAAGGCGCGUGAGAGGUCCCUGAAGGAGGAGAUGGAUGCCAAGCGUGCUAAGACCAAGGCCGCCCGCGAGAGAAAGCAGGAGAGAAUCGUUGCCAAGAGAGCGGCUCAGCUCGGGGAGGAAGAGGAGACUGAGACAAAGUAA